Megalobrama amblycephala (Wuchang bream) is the source of this 1817-nucleotide messenger RNA. RefSeq names its product gastrula zinc finger protein XlCGF52.1-like. The transcript has a single exon. Lineage: Eukaryota; Metazoa; Chordata; Actinopteri; Cypriniformes; Xenocyprididae. The record is from RefSeq and is a predicted model, not a curated record. The coding region runs from base 424 to 1446 and encodes 340 amino acids.
AGGGUUGUAAGCAUAACUGAAGCAAAAUCUGAUUCGUAGUUACUGAUAAAGUUGAUUAGUUUCUUGUCCUCCCAUCAUGCUGUAGAAAGAGCUCAAACAAUGUCACUUCCUGGGUGUCACAAUUUAAGAAAUGAGAAAUGCCCAUUUUCCUUAAAAUGAGGGAAAUCAUGUCAUGUUUAACAGGGUUACACAGGUUAAAUAUCUAAAAGUUGGUGUCAAAAUAUGAAAGUAUCAUAUAUUUUAAUGUAAAUAUCACAUUAGAAAAGUGAGAUUUGUCUAUAAUGUUUUAAAAAUAAUAAAUAGAAGAUCAGUGUACCUCAUUCAUGGAAACUUUCAGGCACAUAUAAUUCAUUUAUAUAAGCAUUAAAGUGUUGGUAAUAUUUUAUAGCAGCUGUCUGCUUUGUUACGUCAGGGUUCAGUUUUAUGUCCUUUCACUUCAUAUUUCUCUCUUUAAUUUAUUUGAAUUAUUUUGAUGUACUGAAAAGGACAUCAAACAUUGAGGACAUUUUCUCUUAUUUUCUUCCAUUUUUAGAUAUGAUUGAAGAGGAGGAGGAGAGUGAAGAACUGAGUGAAGUGGAGGAGAAACAUCAUGUCAAACCUGGAAAAAAACCUUUGAGUCGCUCAAAGACUAAAAUGAAAUUUUUAAAGAAAAGAAGAGCCAAGAAAUCUUUUACCUGCACUCAGUGUGGAAAGAGUUUCACAGAUAAAUAUGAUCUUAAGAUUCACUUGAGAGUUCAUACGGGAGAGAAACCGUUCACAUGUGAUCAGUGCGGGAAGAGUUUCACACGAAAAGCACAUCUAAAUGAUCACAUGAGGAUCCACACUGGAGAAAAGCCAUUUACAUGUGAUCAGUGUGAAAAGAGUUUCUGUCAAUCAGCACAACUUAAGACUCACAUGAGAGUUCACACUGGAGUGAAGCCGUUCACAUGUGAUCAGUGCAGCAAAACAUUUCUUCAUUCAUCAAACCUGAAGAUACACCUGAGAGUUCAUACGAAGGAGAAACCACAUUUAUGUUCUGUGUGUGGAAAGAGUUUUUCACUGCUGGGAAAUUUACAUAAACAUGAGAAAAUUCAUACUGGUGUGAAAGAUAAUAUGUGUUUUGAGUGUGGGAAGACUUUUACUUCAGAUGGUGAUUUAAAACGGCACCAGAGGAUUCACACUGGAGAAAAACCUUACAAGUGUUCACACUGUGACAAGAGAUUCAAUGUGUCAUCAUCUCUGAAAACACAUGAGAGGAUUCACACUGGAGAAAAACCUUACAAGUGUUCACUCUGUGACAAGAGAUUCAGUGUGUCAUUCUCUCUGAAAAAACAUGAGAGGAUCCACAGCAGAGAGAAGCCACACACGUGUGAUCAGUGUGGAAAGAGUAUUAAAAGUAAUAUGAAGAUACACAUGAAGAUCCAUGCAGUAGAGAAACCACAUCACCACAGUCUGAAAUCACAGUAAGUAGUUCAUCUUUAUGUGCUGAGAAACAAAGUUAGUUUCCUAAGAGCCUCAUUGAGCAACAGGUCUGUUGGUUUAGAAAUGUGUUUUUUACUGCUGUAAAUCGACACAAUCGCUGAACACAUGAUUAAAAUAUAAUCAGAUUGGUUGUUUUCAUGAUCAGUUGUAUCAAUUAGUUCCUGCUGCCACAGUUCAUUAAAGUUUUAAGGUUGGCGUUUAUUUAUGAUUUAUUUAUGAUUCAUUCAUUCAUUCAUUCAUCAUGACACCGAAGAACUAUACUCUUUUCUUCAGAGAAUAUUUCUACUAUUUUCUUUGCCCUUCAAAGAAAUGUGGACCAAUAAGAUAUAAACUUUGAGCUGCUGCAGAGACACGUC